Brassica oleracea var. oleracea is the source of this 2248-nucleotide messenger RNA. RefSeq lists its product as uncharacterized. The record is from RefSeq and is a predicted model, not a curated record. Gene Ontology annotation, biological process: positive regulation of growth. Lineage: Eukaryota; Viridiplantae; Streptophyta; Magnoliopsida; Brassicales; Brassicaceae. The transcript is spliced from 13 exons. Bases 220 to 2109 code for a protein of 629 amino acids.
CUCUCCUACACACAGUCUUUCACAUUUCACCCUCUUCCUAACGCUCGUCUUCGUGAGUUCAUCUUCUUCCUCAAGAAAAUAAACAGAGAUCAAACAAUUCAGUCCAAUGAAAGCGAAAGAGAACCAUCGCUCUCGAUAUCAAAACUUCAAUCAUACCGCAUACUCCCCGAGUUUUCGGAAUCCGUAUCCUUCCGAUCGCGGCGUAUCGGAGAAAGACAAAUGGGAACUGUUUGUUCAUCUGGUUUCAAAGAUGAUGAUCAUGACCAUGAUGAUAAGAAGCUGAGUCAUGAUCAUGAUAAGAAGCUGAGAUCCACCGUUGAUGAUGAUAAGUCAAGAGGUUUCUCUGGGAAGCUCAAGUCCAUGACAAGAAGAAAGACCUCUGAUCCGUAUUAUUCUGACCAUUACGGUAGGAAAAGCUCCAAGCCUAAUGAGAAUCACGUCAACUUUUCCGGUGAACUCGGGCCCGUGCCUCCGUUAAGAUCAGACUCUACCAAGUUUAUGCAGAGGAACUCGUUUCUGGGAAGGGCAGGGGUUAUGGGGCUAGAGAAGGCGGUUGGAGUAAUAGACACGUUAGGGAGCAGCAUGUCUGGUAUGAACCCGGUCAACGGGUUUCACUCGGGUGUUCUAUCGUCGUCUCGUGGUCGCAAAGUCACUAUAUUGGCAUUCGAAGUGGCCAACACGAUAGCUAAAGGUGCUGCCUUGCUGCAAUCCCUCUCUGAAGAGAGUCUCAAGCUUAUGAAAAAGGAUAUGUUGCGUUCCAAGGGUGUUAAGAAGUUGGUUUCUACUGACACCAUAGAGUUGCAAAUUCUUGCUGCUUCUGACAAAAGGGAGGAACUUGAUCUUUUCUCUGGAGAGGUUAUAAGGUUUGGCAAUAUGUGCAAAGACCUACAGUGGCACAAUCUUGAUAGAUAUUUUAACAAGCUUGACACAGAGAACUCGGAGCAUAUAGUGCUCAAAGAUGAGGCAGAGACAGCGAUGCACGAGCUCGUCACUCUUGCCCGAUUCACUUCUGAAUUAUAUCACGAGUGGCAAGCUUUGGAUAGGUUUGAACAAGAUUACAGGAGAAAGCUCGCAGAAGUGGAGUCUUUAAACCUUUCUAGGAGAGGAGAGAGUAUCGUCAUCUUACAAAAUGAACUGAAACAACAGAGGAAACUCGUGCGGAGCUUGAAGAAGAAGUCGCUCUGGUCCCGGAAUCUGGGAGAGAUAAUCGAGAAGCUUGUGGAUGUGGUUUGCUAUAUUCGUCAAUCGAUUGUGGAAGUUUUUGGCAACAACGGUCUAAAAGCCAAUGAAGGGAAGCAGGGAAGAGAACGGUUAGGUGAAGCCGGUCUUUCGUUGCACUAUGCUAAUCUUAUCCAGCAAAUUGAUAGUAUUGCGUCCCGACCUUCAUCACUUCCUUCUAAUGUAAGGGACACACUGUACAAUGCAUUACCUGUUUAUGUCAAGACAGCUCUUCGUCCUCGGCUACAGAGUCUUGAUCCUGAGGAAGAGCUUUCAGUAUCUGAGAUCAAAGCUGAAAUGGAGAAGUCGCUUAAAUGGCUUGUCCCAUUCGCCACAAACACCACCAAGGCGCAUCAAGGCUUUGGAUGGGUAGGCGAGUGGGCAAAUUCAAAAAUAGAGUUUGGGAAGAGUAAAAGCGAGAACAACGGGAACCCAACACGGCUUCAGACACUUCACCACGCGGAUAAACUAAAAGUUGAUUCAUACGUACUUGAACUCGUCGUAUGGCUUCAUAGACUAAUAAAGUCAUCAAAGAAACGAGUUCACGGCGUUAAGCUUCCAGAAACCAACCAUGGCUCUCAGCCCAACAACAUAACCAUCUCUAAUACGCAACUAUCUCUCUCCCCUGACUUCACCUAUAAAAAACAACUCUCUCUAGAAGACAGGAUGCUGUUGGACAGUGUACAAAGCACAAGAUUUGGACCUAAUCUAAGUAAGAGUCAAGAGUUCGUCGGCCUGAAGAAGAAGAACAAGAACAAGAAAGGAAUCAAGAUCUGGGCGCUGAGCAGAAGUACAGGUAACUCUCCAAAAGUCAAUAUUUCAGGUAAAAACUCUUCUAGUGAUUUGGAUGUCCUUGAUGGUUUGAAUUUCGCUUUCCGACAAGCGGUUUGAGAAAACCGGUUUUUGAUACAAUCUUCUGUACUUAUAUAUUCUUAUCAUUUUUGUACAAAGCACACAGCAUAAGGAUACAAUCAUACAACAGUAAUGUAAUAGUUGAAACAGAACAAAUACACACACUGUGGUUGGUUUA